GUGUGUGUGUGUAGGAUGUUUGAUGUUGGAGGCCAGCGUUCAGAAAGGAAGAAGUGGAUCCACUGCUUUGAGGGAGUCACAGCCAUCAUCUUCUGUGUCGCCAUGAGUGCCUACGACCUGGUCCUGGCUGAGGACGAGGAGAUGAACCGGAUGCAUGAGAGCAUGAAGCUGUUUGACUCUAUCUGCAACAACAAGUGGUUCACAGAGACCUCCAUCAUCCUGUUCCUCAACAAGAAGGACCUGUUCGAGGAGAAGAUCGCCCACAGCCCCCUGACCAUCUGCUUCCCCGAAUACUCUGGCCCUAACAAGUACGAGGAGGCCCAGGCUUACAUCCAGACCAAAUUUGAAGACCUGAACAAGAAGAAGGACACCAAGGAAAUCUACACCCACUUUACAUGCGCUACCGACACCAAGAACGUGCAGUUUGUGUUCGACGCUGUCACUGACGUCAUCAUCAAGAACAACCUGAAGGACUGCGGCCUCUUCUAAAAAACAAAUCUGAGAGAGAGUCAAGAUUACUUGAAGAGUUCCAAUGACCAUGAAGAAAGGGGGAGUAAACACACAUCAUGAAUGACUGCACUGGCCAACCACGAUUUCUGCUUUGAUCUGCUUUUUAUAAAGACACCUAAGAGACUAAAAACCCGACGAGACUCGCAGAAUUUCAACAAAUGCUGAUCCAGUCGCUUGUAUUGUUAACUCUUUGGGCUAUGACCACAAAAUCAACAUUUAUAAUUGUAUUUUUGUUCUAUUUUUUUUUUCUUCUUUAUUUUCAAUUACUAAUGGAGGUAAAGGAAAACUUUUUUAUAUAAAUGCAUUUAUUUUACUUUUAGAAAUUCUGAUGUGCAAAUUAUUCAACUUUUAAUCACAGGAAGCUUAUUUUUUAAAAGAUGAAGCACAGGCAUGGACAUAAAAUAUGACUGAUAAAGGAAAGUGCUUCUUUUUUUUUUAUAAUGUUUACAUAAGUUCAUCAUUCAUAGCCAAACCGUAUAUUGUUCUGCAUGACUCAACAUGGCAAAUAUGUAAUCUGCACAAAUUAUCUAACAUUCCUAAGAAAAACAAAAUAAAAAAUGUUAAAAUGCUGAAAAGGAAAAAAAAAAAAUGCUUCACAUGCUGGGGGAAAUUAUGACAAAAUUCUAACUGAUAUUUAAAGUAUGUGUGUAACUAACAUUCUCUCACUUUUUAUAGUACCAUUUCCAUGUUUGUCGUGGUAUGUGUGUGCCUUGACUUCUGUUUACAACCAAUUCCUAGAUAUGCUUUCAAUACUGUUUGACCUACUGUGCGCCUAUACUUUUCUUGUGUUUUCUGCCUAGCACCUAUGAAUAUAUAGUGAUUAUUAAUGAGAGACGAAAAUCUAAUUCAGCAAAAGGUUAGUGUUUUUUUGGUAAAUAUUAAAAUGCUUUUAAAGUCCUAUAUGAUUUAAUUUAAAUAAAAGUAGAGAUCACCUGA
Notothenia coriiceps (black rockcod) is the source of this 1446-nucleotide messenger RNA. Its product is annotated as guanine nucleotide-binding protein G(i) subunit alpha-2. NCBI's taxonomy places the organism in Eukaryota, Metazoa, Chordata, Actinopteri, Perciformes, Nototheniidae. Gene Ontology annotation, molecular function: GTPase activity; guanyl nucleotide binding; G protein-coupled receptor binding. Gene Ontology annotation, biological process: gamma-aminobutyric acid signaling pathway; adenylate cyclase-inhibiting G protein-coupled receptor signaling pathway; G protein-coupled adenosine receptor signaling pathway. The record is from RefSeq and is a predicted model, not a curated record. The transcript has 4 exons. Gene Ontology annotation, cellular component: heterotrimeric G-protein complex; cytoplasm. Bases 16 to 489 code for a protein of 157 amino acids.